UCCAUCUGAUAUGUACUCCUCUGUCCUCUCGAUAACCCUAGCCGCAGCUGAUCUCCCCUCCCUCCACUCCGCUGGACAGGGCCGGCGACGAGCUGGACAGGGGGCGGCUGCAGGCGCUCGUGCACGUCGAAGAACCGGCGGCCGCUCCUGCAUCAAUGGCGCAGCGAGGAAUCAGAGGAGAUAUGGGAGAGAGGGAGGAGAUGGGAGGAAACUGGGGAAGGGCUCGUCGACGCGGCGGCGCUUGCCGGAGCUUGUCUGGCGGCGGGGUCACACGCGCGUGGCGCCCUCCCUGGCGGCGCAAACAGGAAGGAGGAGGCGCACUAGAGGCGUAGUGGCUGCAACCAGAUGGGCUUCGGAGGGCCGAGAUCAUGUUGCAGCGGGCCCUGGCACUGCUGGUGGGUCGGGGGAGCUGACCUCGAUCCCAAUCUCAACUACUACACCAGAGAAGUUGGGGACGGUCAUCAGCCUGCCACGGCAAGACAGACGCGACCUUGGCUCGGCCAUGUCUGCCUCUCUGAACUGAAUGUUAUGCCUCUACUACUUGAGGAGGGUAAUAGCUGUGAGAUGUACCUGACCAUGACGCCUCGGUCACGUCCUCCUCCCUGAAAGGAAUACUAUGUCUGAAAUAUCCAAAAAAGCUUAUAUUGAUAUUAUUGAAAUUGCU
Messenger RNA from Triticum dicoccoides, 664 nucleotides. RefSeq lists its product as uncharacterized. NCBI's taxonomy places the organism in Eukaryota, Viridiplantae, Streptophyta, Magnoliopsida, Poales, Poaceae. The record is from RefSeq and is a predicted model, not a curated record. The transcript has 2 exons. The coding region runs from base 11 to 523 and encodes 170 amino acids.